UUCCAAUUCGCCCAAUAAAGUCUGGUAGAUAUAAAAACCCUAUAAAAGAGGUACACGAACACGUAACCAUUGUAGACUAUUGAAUUUACGUUGGCCGUCAGAAAGUUCCCAGUUGCACACAUGCGGACUGCAAGCACAUCAUCAUUGCUUUACGACCUGUGCAUUGUGCAAAGUGCUCAAUUCUUGAAAAGAAAGUUACUCUUGGAUUUUAUUCUGGCUGAAUAUUUACAUGUAGAAAGUGUUUCGUGGAGAAGCAAACUUAAUCACUGCAUACGUUUGUCUCUCGGCUGUACCAAAUUCGACAUUUUAACAGAGACUGUUGGAACAAUCGACACGCACCGGUAGGCUGUCACACAGAAGUUUGCUGUUGACAGUGUACAGUUGUUUGGAGAGAAAAACUCGACUUCUGCCACACACCGGUUGAUUUUUGACAAUGGACAACACAACCAAUUUCUCUGACCUUGGGAAUUCCACCCCUGGUACCAUGGUCCUCAGCACUAGCGAGAGGGUGGGUGUUAGUGUCAUGUACUUGGUGAUAUUGAUUCUGUCCAUUGGCGGCAAUGGAGGGCUCAUCGUGGCCGUGACGCGGUCCAAAAGCCUCCAGACCAGGGACAAUGCCUUUGUGGUCUGCCUGAGCGUGGCCAACCUGAUGACUGGUCUGUCGUUGCCGUGGAGUGUGGUGGGUCUUCUGAGCUCAGAGGGCUGGCCACUGACCACCGAGGUGCCCUGCCAACUCGCUGGGCACUGCCUGAUCAUCAGCUUUGGGGCCAACUUAUACAGCCUUGCUGGGAUCGCCAUCAACCGUGUGCUCAUCAUUGUGGCCUCGCCCAGUACAUACCAAGAAUGGUGGACACCAGCUAAGGUUGCUGUCAUGGUAACAGUUGCCUGGGUACUCCCUUUUCUCACUGUACUGAUACCACCCCUCCUCAGUGUCGGCACUGUUGGUUACGACGAGAAUGAUCACACAUGCUCAUUUGUCGGUAGAGAUCAGAAUGGACAUGGAUACCAACUUGCUUUGACCAUGGUCUUUUACCCUAUUCCCAUUGUAAGCAUCAUUGUUUCUUACGUAGUCAUCUUUGUCACCAUACAACACAAUUUCAGACACCAGAAAAAGCAAUGUGCUGCAGCACCGAGCCAGCCCUGUGAUUUCAGCUGGGGGGCUGGGCGCGAAUCCCGCAAGUCGCACGUCAAGCGGCAGGAACUCCACAUCACGCUGAACCUCUUCAUCAACGUCUGCGUCGUCUUCCUGCUCAAUCUGCCAUACGGCAUCGCCUUGGUUCUCCCCGAUCACCACAGAGUCGUCCUGUUCUCCUCCUUGGUCUUCCUGAUGCACUCCUUUGUCCACCCGAUCCUCUACGGCUUCAGGCACCCGCAGUUCAACCGGGCAUUUCGACGGAUGCUGCACCUCACUAGGGGCCCCCGAUCUCCAAUAGGCUCAGCCCAACAACACUCUCUACAAAUACCAUCAAUAACCCAGCUUUGAAAAAAUCAUGACAAAGAGAGCUUCUCCUGAUGGACCGUGCCUACUCUAAUGCAGGAUCCCAUGGUCUUAAAUGGACUCCAAUCAAGUCGUAGUGCGAUCCCCAAGUUUAACUCGUUAGUGCGAGGGGAUGCACGAGGUGAUCCAAAGGAUGCCGUUUGAAAUCAACCUAUUAGGAAGAAAGCAAGGGGUUUGUUGUUAUCAUUUUUUAUUUAUUUAUUUAUUUAAAUUUAAAACCACUUCCCACUACUUCUUACAUCAUGAUUAUCCUCUUGAGAACUCCUUUAAGUCUAAGAUUAUGAUGCAAAUAAUGGACAAUAGUCAGUUUUAAUUAUGGUACCUCUGUAAUAGAGGUGAUUCACAAUACACGUACAGUGCACCACCAAGAGGUUAGCAGUGAGAGACCGUUUUUUUUUUCAAGUUCGAUAAAGUUUGACAAAAGCCUGGCCACCUUGCCACAAUCAAAUUAAAAGCAUUUGAGCUUGUCAGUAGACAACUUGGGAAAAUUGUUGAAAGAUCGGAACAUUCCAUUCAGUAGAAAGAAAGUAUUAAUUAAAGGGGCUACUCGAAAUACACAAAAGAAUUGGAAAUUGAUCAAGUUGGCCUUGCACAACCGUUUCUCUCAGUGGACAGCCAAAAAGGGACCUUUCUUUGCAUCCUCUUAGUGGUGCACUGUAUUGAGAAUUACCUGUGCUACUGGUGAUUUGCACGUGUUUGCUUGCGUGUCGGGUUUUUUAAAACACUUACAGCACUCAACAUUUCACGCAUGUUUACGGAUUGCUUUCUGAUUUAUAUUUACUGAUUCUUGUUGCUUAAUCAAAAUUAAUUGAUUGAUAAAUUUGCCAGCUUCACCACAAGAAGUUUCAAAGUUCAUUUCAUAAAUAAAUGUUAAAUGAAAUGCAGCUUAUGGAUUUGAUGUUCAUGUUGUCAGUCAGUGGUUGGCAGACCUACCCCAUCUUUCAGCCCUGAGCUACCCAAAAAUGCUGCAAUGAUAGUUAUCCCAGGAGCUGGUCAACGUUGCCCACAUAUGAGAUAGUGUGGAAAUUUUGAAUCAUAAAUUGCGUAGUUGUAAAGUUUGAUAGCAGACCUUGAAUUUUAUUCACCAAGAUAUUUGUGGUGUACACGUAGUCUGUUGUAAGUGAUGUUUGCCUUCACCAACGCAAGAUGUCACAAGAGCAGUACCUACAUGUACAUGGAUAUACAUUUCGUACAACUUUUUGUUAAAAUACAUGAACUUUAUUAUUGUUAUAAUACCCUAUAACGGUCAGAAGAAUUGCGUGUUAAUAGAAGCUACCGGCAACACAUCUGCAAAUGAUGACAGGAAGUGCUUGGUAAAUAUUGCAUCCAAGUGUUGUAAAUGUACAUGUACGUUUUUGAGAAGUGCUGGCAAAUGCCAGCUAUGAACGUGCAUUGCGUUGCCAUUGUACAAAAGUCCAUGCGGAGAGUGACCGAGAGUAAGAUAAAAAAAAGCAAGAGUCUGAAGAAAAGCAAUGCUUUUUUGGAUACACAAAGUAAUAACAGGUUAUAAUCAUUACAGAACUGAUAGCUUAGGAUUAGUCGGUAAUUGAAAUUAGGAGGAUUAAUUUCUUUUUCCUUCCUUUUUUUUCUGUAUUAAAAUUGCACUUACGAUUAUUUACAAGA
This is a messenger RNA of Acanthaster planci (crown-of-thorns starfish), 3121 nucleotides long. RefSeq names its product melatonin receptor type 1B-A-like. The record is from RefSeq and is a predicted model, not a curated record. NCBI's taxonomy places the organism in Eukaryota, Metazoa, Echinodermata, Asteroidea, Valvatida, Acanthasteridae.